Messenger RNA from Neocloeon triangulifer, 3949 nucleotides. Its product is annotated as NAD(P) transhydrogenase, mitochondrial-like. Lineage: Eukaryota; Metazoa; Arthropoda; Insecta; Ephemeroptera; Baetidae. The coding region runs from base 115 to 3339 and encodes 1074 amino acids. The transcript has 16 exons. Gene Ontology annotation, biological process: proton transmembrane transport; NADPH regeneration. Gene Ontology annotation, molecular function: NAD binding; NADP binding. The record is from RefSeq and is a predicted model, not a curated record. Gene Ontology annotation, cellular component: mitochondrial inner membrane.
CGCCACCGUCGGGCUUAUGGCGGCGAGCGGACAAGACCUGACACUUGUGUAGCGGCCCUGUUUCGUCGAAUUUCAGCAUCGUUUUGAACUGGUGCUGUAGUCAAUCAAAACACGAUGGUGGCCAUCUGGAGGCUGCCGUUGAACGCAGCCAUCGCCCAGAAAAAGGGUGCCUCUGCCCUUGCCAGCAGGGCAAUCAGCGUGUCUGUUAGGAGACUCGACAAGCCAGCUGCCGCCGCAAAAGAUGCCGCCAAGCAAUCGGCCACGGUGCCAGGUAUCCCGUACUCGAAACUCACCAUAGGUGUUCCAAAGGAAAUCUGGCCCAAGGAGCGAAGAGUGGCACUGACUCCAACCGUUACCGCUGCCCUGAUCAAACAAGGUUUUCAAGUGCAGUGUGAGGCUGGAGCGGGCAAUGAGGCCAAGUUCCGUGAUGACGAUUUUGCUGCAGCCGGUGCAAAAAUAGUGGAUCGAAACAAGGUCUUCAAUUCAGACUUGCUGCUGAAAGUACGUCAACCUUUGAAAGAAGAGAUCUCCUUUCUUCGUCCUGGCACCACUUUGAUAUCCUUUGUUUAUCCUGGUCAAAACCAAGAUCUUGUGAAACAACUGGCUGAGAAAAAGAUAACGCUUUUUGCCAUGGAUUGCAUUCCUCGCAUCUCGAGGGCGCAGGUAUUUGAUGCCCUCAGCUCCAUGGCCAACAUUGCUGGUUACAGAGCUGUGAUUGAAGCUGCAAACAACUUUGGUCGCUUCUUUACCGGCCAGAUCACUGCAGCUGGAAAGGUUCCUCCGGCCAAGAUUCUUGUUAUUGGUGGUGGCGUUGCUGGUCUCGCUGCCAUUGGCCAAGCCAAGUGUAUGGGCGCCAUCGUUCGAGCUUUUGACACCAGAGCUGCUGUGAAAGAACAGGUUGAGUCAAUGGGAGCCGAGUUCCUAACUAUAAAUCUGAAGGAAUCCGGAGAUGGAGCUGGAGGUUAUGCUAAGGAGAUGUCUCCAGAGUUCAUUGCCGCUGAACACGCUUUGUUUGCCAAGCAGGCAGCUGAUGUUGAUGUGAUCAUUACAACUGCUCUCAUCCCGGGGAAAAAGGCUCCUCUGCUUAUUCUGAAAGAACACAUUGAGAAAAUGAGACCUGGCAGCGUCGUUGUGGAUUUGGCUUCAGAAGCCGGUGGCAACAUUGAAACAACCAAGCCUGGCGAGCUUUACUCCUACAAAGACGUGGUGCACAUUGGUUACACCGACUUUCCGAGCAGGUUGCCAACUCAGAGUUCCACUCUGUACGCCAAUAACAUCUCAAAAUUCCUUCUCUCCAUGGGUGGAAAGGGCUCCUUUAAUAUUGACCUAGAAGAUGAGGUUGUGAGGGGAAGCAUCAUCUUGAAGGAUGGCACUGUAAUGUGGCCUCCUCCGCCACCUCCUCCGCCAACACCUCAACAGAUCGCUGCUGCAGCAGCACCUGCCAAGGCUGCAAUCGCCGCACCGGAGCCUCCGAAUCCAUUCACUGUCACUCUCAAAGACUCCCUUGCUUACACAACAGGCCUUGGAAGUUUGCUUGGUUUGGGAGCUAUUUCACCAAACGCUUCUUUCACGGCAAUGACCAGCACUUUUGCCCUGGCUGGUCUUUGUGGUUACCACACUGUUUGGGGAGUCACACCUGCUCUCCACUCUCCACUCAUGUCUGUUACAAACGCAAUUUCCGGCACCACUGCUGUUGGUGGUUUACUUUUGAUGGGAGGAGGACUUUACCCACAAACACCUGUCCAUGUUCUCUCAGCGGCAGCAGCUUUCAUUAGCUGCAUUAACAUCUCGGGUGGAUUCCUGGUCACCAAGCGUAUGUUAGACAUGUUCAAGAGGCCCGACGACCCUCCCGAGUAUAACUACCUGUAUGGAAUUCCAGCUGCAUUGUUCAUUGGAGGCUACGGCUUUGGAGCAAUGUCUGGGAUUACUGAAAUGCAUCAAAUGGCUUACCUGGGUUCUUCGUUAUGCUGUGUAGGUGCAUUGGCAGGACUGAGCUCUCAAAAAACAUCUCGUCUUGGAAACUCCCUCGGAAUGAUUGGUGUUUCCGGAGGAAUCGCCGCAACUCUUGGCCAACUGGCACCUUCCAACGAUGUUCUUGCUCAAAUGGCAGCCGUCUCUGGCGUUGGUGGCCUUCUUGGUGCCGUCAUUGCCAAGAGGAUUGAAAUUACAGACUUGCCCCAACUGGUCGCUGCCUUUCACUCUCUUGUGGGCGCUGCUGCUGUUCUCACCUGCUUUGCCACAUACAUCCAUGAUUUUCCUACCUUUGCUGAGGAUGCCGCUGCCAAUGUCACAAAAACUGCCCUUUUCCUUGGUACUUACAUCGGUGGAGUCACUUUCAGUGGCUCUCUGGUUGCUUAUGGCAAGCUGCAAGGUAUUCUCUCAUCCAACCCUUUGCUCCUGCCCGGCCGUCACGCCAUGAACCUUGGUCUUUUGGCUGCUAAUGGUGGUGCCUUGGCCUACUAUUUCAUGACCCCCACCUUGGCCGGUGGUCUCUCAAUGCUGGGAGCCACUGCUGGUCUCUCUGCCACCAUGGGAGUGACUCUUACAGCAGCUAUCGGUGGAGCUGACAUGCCUGUUGUGAUCACCGUACUCAACUCUUACUCCGGGUGGGCUCUGUGUGCUGAAGGGUUCAUGCUCAACAACAAUCUAAUGACAAUCGUUGGUGCCCUCAUUGGCUCCUCUGGUGCCAUUCUUUCAUACAUCAUGUGCAAGGCGAUGAAUCGUUCUUUGCCCAGUGUUAUCCUUGGUGGCUACGGAACUUCAUCCACUGGAGGCGGAAAGCCAAUGGAAAUCACCGGCACUCAUACUGAGGUUAAUGUCGACGGUGCUGCUGAGAUGAUUGCUAAUGCCAAGAAUAUCGUUAUUACUCCUGGUUACGGAUUGUGUGUGGCAAAAGCUCAAUAUCCUUUGGCUGAAAUGGUCAAAAUCUUACAAAGUCACGGCAAGAACGUCAAAUUCGCAAUCCACCCAGUUGCUGGCCGUAUGCCAGGUCAACUGAAUGUGCUCUUGGCCGAGGCGGGAGUGCCCUACGAUAUUGUGCAGGAGAUGGAUGAAAUCAACCCUGAAAUUCCAGACCAAGACCUUGUUCUCGUCAUUGGCGCCAACGACACCGUCAACUCUGCAGCAGAGGACGAUCCCAACUCCAUCAUCGCUGGCAUGCCCGUCAUUCGAGUUUGGAAAGCAGAUCAGGUUAUCGUCAUGAAGAGGUCCCUUGGAGUUGGAUAUGCUGCAGUCGAUAAUCCCAUCUUCUACAAGCCUAACACGUCCAUGCUGCUUGGGGACGCAAAGAAAACUUGCGACGGUCUUCUAUCGAAAAUCAAGGAAAUUUAUCCUGACUAAGCGUUUUCCUUUAUUUCUGCCAUUGUACUUUGUGUCUUACUAUUUGAAUUUUUUCCAACUUGAAAUCUAUGUGCCAUUUUGAGUUUCAACUUCUGAACUUCAUUAGACUGCUGCGCAAACUAAAAUUUAAUUUCAAAGUAUUAUGUAGUGCUUGUGCUUCUACGUCUGCGUAACAUAAUCUGGACUGAUUUUAUACAAUGUUUAAAAUGGCAGUUUUAAUCAAAUUAUUAUUCUUUUUCAAGCCAACUUUAUAACCAUAGUGUCAACUCAUGUAACAUUAUCAUUUGUCUAGCUGAAGCAGGUAAAUGAUCUACAAAUUUUAUCAUAUUGGGUGGUCAGAGCCAAUAUUCCAUUUUAAUGGUAGAUUAGAUUUGUAUGCUGGUUGCAGCAAAAAACAAACAAAUAGCCUUUGAUGUAAUCAAUGUGUACUAGAUGAACACGGUACAAAUCGACAAAUCAGGUGCAAUGUGUUGUGCAUUUUGCUUAUGAAUCUACCUAUAACGGAGCCCAUUUGGACCCAUUUCCAAAAUAAAGAAUUAACUGUAAAGUAAAUCUAUUGUGUAAUUUAUUGAACACACUAUCGAGACGUAAAUUAUCUCAAUAAAUGAAU